Solanum pennellii is the source of this 715-nucleotide messenger RNA. RefSeq names its product class I heat shock protein-like. Gene Ontology annotation, biological process: response to heat; response to hydrogen peroxide; protein folding. Bases 175 to 585 code for a protein of 136 amino acids. NCBI's taxonomy places the organism in Eukaryota, Viridiplantae, Streptophyta, Magnoliopsida, Solanales, Solanaceae. The transcript is spliced from 2 exons. The record is from RefSeq and is a predicted model, not a curated record.
UGAACAUGCUAGAUGUUUUUCUUUUAUCCACGUUAAGAAGAUCCAAGAAGUUUCAAGACCAAUUUGAACUGUCUUUUUUCACCAACUAUAUAUACUUGUGCAAAGUUUCAAUUAUUCCACAGAAGACAACAAGGAAAUACAAUUAAUUAGUUGAUUUAAGUGGGAAAAACAAAGAUGUGCAGCUUAUUGAGGAGCAGUAAUCCAAUUGUUGGGAUGAUGAAUAUGUGUCCUGUUUUGAGUACUCCAAUUGACUGGAAAGAAACACCUCAAGCUCACUGCUUCUUCGUCGAUCUUCCAGGGCUCAGCAAAGAGGAUGUGAAAGUGGAAUUGGACAAGGGAAGAGUAGUGAAAAUUAGUGGUAAGUGGAAAGCAGAAGAAGAAAUUGGAGAUGAAAAUGAGAAGAAGAAUUUAUGGCAUAGAGUGGAACGUAAUAGGGGGGAUUUCUGCAGGAAGUUUAGGCUUCCACAAAAUAUGAAGGCAGAUCAACUCGAGGCAUCCAUGGAAAAUGGUGUCCUUAUUCUUACCGUACCUAAACAAGAGCUCAAAAAACCCUUCUCCAAAGUAAUUGAAAUUGAAGAAAAAUAAACAUGACUUUUAAGUUAUUAUUAUUGUGGAUUGCAAUUCGAAUGAAUAAAUAAAUUGUCUGUUGAUUCCAUGUUUUUAUAUGUUUUCUAUAAUCUUCCCUGUGAUUAAUAAGUGAAUAUUAUCAUCUGAA